Messenger RNA from Poecilia latipinna (sailfin molly), 2968 nucleotides. Its product is annotated as protein FAM102A. The record is from RefSeq and is a predicted model, not a curated record. Bases 391 to 1527 code for a protein of 378 amino acids. The transcript has 11 exons. NCBI's taxonomy places the organism in Eukaryota, Metazoa, Chordata, Actinopteri, Cyprinodontiformes, Poeciliidae.
CGGCGGGCCGCCUCUCUCUUUAACCCGCUCGGUUCGGUUCGGCGCGCCUCUGACUGCGGGGCUCCGCUGCGGGGACGAACCCGCACAUGUCCUGAAGAGCAGAACCAGGAAGUUCGGAGUUGGGAUCGGGUUCUGACCCGGAAUGACGCGCUGCGGGCGGACUGUGCGGUGAGUUUAGCGGUGUUUGCGUGGCAGAGCGGUUCUGGAGCUGCUGCGGUUCGGAGUUGGUCCGGACCGGGAUAACGUCCUGUUUCUGGUCCCGGUCAGCAGGAACCACCAGGAAUGAUUCACCUGGAACACCGACGGGAAUUCUGCCUUCUCUAGAACCGGACCCAGUCUUUCCCUGCGCGGUUCGGCUGCGGGGUUCGGCUGGUUCUCUCUCUGGGGAUCAUGGCUUUUCUGAUCAAGAAGAAAAAGUUUAAGUUCCAGGUCCACUUCGUCCUGGAGGAACUGACCGCGGUUCCGUUCGUCAACGGGGUUCUGUUCUGCAAGGUUCGGCUGGUGGACGGUGGGGACUUCAGCAUCUCCUCCUCCAGGGAGGAGGUGCAGCAGAACUGCGUUCGAUGGGGGAAGAGGUUCUCCUUUGUGUGUAAAAUGAACGCCAACCCCAUCACUGGAGUGUUGGAUCCCUGCAUCUGCAGAGUUUCUGUUCGCAAGGAGCUGAAGGGGGGGAAGGCCUACUCCAAGCUGGGAUUUGCUGACCUCAACAUUUCUGAGUUUGCUGGUUCAGGCUCGACGGUCCGCUGCUGCAUCCUGGAGGGCUAUGACACCAAAAACACCCGGCAGGACAACUCCAUCCUGAAGGUGACCAUCGGGAUGACGCUGCUGUCUGGAGAUCCCUGCUUCAAAACGCCUCCCAGCACGGCUAAGUCCGUCCUGAUUGGACUGGAGGAUCCCAACCUGCAGCUGGCCUGUAAGGGGGACAGCACCGCCUCUCUGCAGCCACCAGGGGGCAUCGUGGAGGGGCCUGGUGCCGUUAAGCCCAGACAGUCUUCUGUUCGUGGUUUAGGGCGGCCGGAGCAACCUGACGGCCUUCACAGCCCGGAUGAUGUCUUCCUCACUCGGCACGUCCGCAGCGCCAGUCAGCACAGCAAAAUAUCAGGCUACAGCACCGGUCACUCCCGCUGCUCCAGCCUGACCGACCUCCGCCACCGCCGGCACGCCUCGUCCAGCAGCGGCGCGUCCUGCGGCGCCGCUCAGCCCGCCCCGCCGCUGCCCCCCACCCCCACCAAGCCGGAGCGGCCGCCCCCGCCCUCGGCUGCCGCCCUGCUGUCCCACCGCUCCUCCAGGAGGAAGAAGGACGCCGUGGAGCGCCAGCGGAGUUGCGUGGACGACACUCGCAUCGACGCCGACGACAUUGUGGAGAAAAUCGUCCAGAGUCAGAACUUCUCAGCCGGCAGCAGCGACGAAGACAGCCACCUGAGACUGUUUGUCAGUAAAGACGGGACCACAGCCCUGAGCGGGACGCAGAUGGCCACCAGAGGAUCUCCGGGCGUCUUUGAGCCAGUGGUGAUCGAGACUCACUGAGGCUCCAUGAUGGAGGUUCUUCUGCAGACCCGGUUUACUCAGAACCAGCGGUUCCCGUCCGCUCCGGGUCGCUCCACUCACCUCCAUUAUCAGCUGCUUUUAAAUCUGAAUGAUCUGGAUUAUUCCAGCAGAGCCUGGCAGGAUCCAGGCCUCCAGAUGAUUAAUCCUGAAUGUGUGAGAAUAAUCCAGAACAAUCCAGAAUAAUCCAGAAUAAUCCAGAACAAUCCAGAAUAAUCCAGAAUAAUCCAGAAUAAUCUGACACUCGGCGGGUAAAAAUGUUUCUUCUUUUUAUGCACAGAAACGUAUUAAAACCCAUAAAGUUAUGAAUUUACCUCGGAGUCGGAUGUGAAGCUGCAGGCAGUUUUAACAUUUUUAUUCUGAAACAUUUCAGCUUCAGAACCGGUUCUGACCCGAUUCAACAGAACCGCUCUGCUUUAAGACAACAGAGUUCUGCAACUUUGUGAUGACAUCACAAAAUGUUUGGUUUUAUAACUCAGAGGAUUAUUUUACUUUAACGCUGAGGACGUUAUUAUUAUUAUUAUUAUUAUUAUUAUUAUUAUUAUUAUUAUAGUCUACUGGUUGAUCAGUGUGUUGUUUGUAUUUCACAGUUUUGCACGUCUAACCUCUGAGGUUUAUUAUUAAUAACCACUAUAACAGUUUUGAAUCUCUGCUUUAAUCUCUGUCGUGUUUCUGAAUGGAGAGAAAAUUGAUGAAUAUUUUCUCUUCGUUCUCCAACCUGGAUUUUAUUACUUUAAAUCCAUUUAAAACACAUUAAAGAGCCUUUAAUCAGCUGUGCCUUUUUAAUGCAGAAAAAUUAAACAUUGAUUUUCUUUUGCUUCUCAGGAUCUGUAGCUACUGAAUGAUUAGCCGCUAACGGGGAUGCUAAAGGCUAAAGGCUAAUUGCUAGUUUUUGUUACCGUUCUCUGAAUUUUAGUCACAAUUUUGACAUUGAUACAUGAAAAAUGUAUUAUUCACAUUUCUUUUAUUCUGUCUGUAGAACAAGUGCAGGUGUGUGUCUCCUAAAGCUUUAAAUGUAGCAGCUAGCAGUAAAGAGGGCAGCUAGCUGCUAACUGCUAACUGUUUGUUGUUUCUCAUCUGGGUAAUAAUUUUCCUUGUGGUUCACGAAAAUGUAAUGUAGAGAUCUGCUUGAUCUUUUCUUGCUCUUGAGGUUUUGAGGUUCUUCUAACUGAUUUAGCUGUGGUGUUUAGGAGUUAGCAGGACGCUAGCAGCUAAUUUUCCUCAGCAUUUUGUUAGGGUUAGCGUUAGGGUAGAAGUUAGAGCAUGUGCUGCUGGGACCUAUAUUAUUUUAUUUGACUUUUCUUUGCUUCAUUUUGGCUCCUGGUUAAUAAUCUAUUUACUGCUGAGCCGCAUCAUGUAGUUAAAAGGCUAACUGUCUUCAGCCAUUUGUUUGUAUGGAAUCACAGAAGUGCCACAACAAAGA